AUGCGGGCACCCCGAAGCAGGCUCCGCCUCGAGAAAAGCGGCCUCGAAGCGGAGGCCCCAAGGCAGGCAGCCUCGGGGCGGAGCGCGGGUACCCUGAGGCUGCCUCGGGCUGAGGAGGGGGUACGCCUCGGGGCAGGCAAGCGGCCUCUGGGCGGAGGGAGGCCCACCCCGAGGCUGGUGAAAGAGGCGGAGGGCUCACCCCGAAGCAGUUGUCCCCGGGGCAGCGGCGAAGGCGAAGGCUUGGGCCUCCGCUUCGUGGCGGAGAGGGGCGGCUACCUCGAGGAGGUUGGGGGUCUGCCUCUAGGCGGAGGGGGCGGGGGUUCUUCUCGGGGCGGGCUGGCGCCCUCCUCGGGGAAGGCUGGCUACCUCGACCAAGCGGUCUGCCGGCUCGAGGAUGCCUCGAGGCAAGCGGGCUUGCAGGGGCCUCGGGGAGGGCGGGCUAGGGUCUCGGGGUUCAAAAACAUGAUUGAGACAUGA
Solanum verrucosum is the source of this 477-nucleotide messenger RNA. RefSeq lists its product as uncharacterized. NCBI's taxonomy places the organism in Eukaryota, Viridiplantae, Streptophyta, Magnoliopsida, Solanales, Solanaceae. The record is from RefSeq and is a predicted model, not a curated record. Bases 1 to 477 code for a protein of 158 amino acids. The transcript is spliced from 2 exons.